This is a messenger RNA of Fusarium pseudograminearum CS3096, 1167 nucleotides long. RefSeq lists its product as uncharacterized. The transcript has 3 exons. The coding region runs from base 1 to 1167 and encodes 388 amino acids. The record is from RefSeq and is a predicted model, not a curated record. NCBI's taxonomy places the organism in Eukaryota, Fungi, Ascomycota, Sordariomycetes, Hypocreales, Nectriaceae.
AUGAAGAUCAUGAUUGAGAAAACCCUUGCCUUGGUCCUUUUGUUACUAUUCACCAGUACAGCACACAGUUCCCCAGCAUCCUACUGCGAUGCAUCGUCAAAGAAAAUCUGCUACAGCUGGGCAGUCCCAUCAACCUCCUCGACCUCCAAUGAUCUAUACCUUCGCCUCGAAGCUCCCACCGACUACCAAUGGAUCGCCCUGGGCACCGGGUCUCGCAUGAGCGGCUCUACCAUGUUCGUUAUCUACCAGGACGGGUCAGGCAACGUGACCUUGAGUACAAGAAAGGGCGAGGGUCAUGACAUGCCAACGUAUAAUCGCAUGAGAAAUGUCAAACUGCUCAGCGGAAGCGGCACGUCGAACAAGACUAUGGUGGCAAACAUACAUUGGUCUGGUGCGACUGGUAUUGACUUGACGGGGUCGAAUCAUUGGAUCAGUGCUUGGAAGAAGGGCAGCUCCCUAGACACAAGCGAUACGAGUGCCGAUAUCAAUGAGCAUGACGGAACCGACGAUUUCUCUGUCGACCUUUCCAAGGCUAGCGUCAACGGCAAUGGCAACCCUUUCGCCAACUCAACUAGCACUCAGAAAAGCGACAAUGCCGUUUCUGGUGGCGGUGGAGGUGAGAACCAUACUGGUUCCAUCCAUGGUGCCAUCAUGGCAGUCGUCUUUCUGCUGGGAUUCCCCAUCGGCUCUGUCCUCAUGCCUUUCAUCGGAAAAUGGAAGAUCCACGCUUCAUGGCAGAUGAUCGCCUUCAUUGGCAUGUGGGUUGGGGUUGGGAUUGGCAAGGCUGCCGCAGAUCACAGCGGAGAUUCUUUCAGCGACCCUCAUAUUGUCCUCGGAGGAAUCGUAUGUGUCCUGAUGAUUGUCCAACCGGUCCUGGGAUGGAUGCAUCACAGAAACUACGUCAAGUUCCAGCGACGAACAACCAUCAGCCAUGCUCAUAUCUGGUACGGCAGAGGCAUCAUGAUUUUUGGAAUCAUCAAUGGCGGCCUUGGUCUGCAAUUAUCUGGCGCGUCGGCCACGCUGAUCAUCGCUUAUUCUGUGGUCGGCGUGGUUGUUUCCAUGAUAUAUACUGGUGGCGCUAUUCAUAAAAUGGUUAAACAGCGACGGAAAGAACAUCAGCCGAUGUCGGACACUUCGAACAGCGCUCUUGAGUUGAUGCAUACAUAG